AUGUCCUACGAACUUAAUGCCUCAGUGGCUCUUAAAAUUGCCAGAUCAGGCGCCGAACAUUGGCCACACCCUGCAAGUGGUCCGCUAUUUGGAUUUCCCGAGACCCCUGACUCAGUAAAGAUUUCCCAUGUAUUUUCGUUUCCAACCAACAAUAACCACCACAAUCAAAAUGAAGAGGGAUUCUCGUUCCGUUCAAACGUCAACUUAGAUUUUCAGGAAAGAACUUUGCAAGAGUUGAACAAGGCUAAAAUUGGUGCCCAGUUUUCAGGUUGGUAUCUGUGUUCCCAAGGUGGUAGAUUCAUUACCCAAUCAGUCUUGGAAACUAUGCUUCAAUUCCACAACCAAAGAGCCAAAUCUCUUGAUAGACAGCCAGAGUUAGUAUUGGUCGUUCAUGAGACCUCCAAGGCAAGACAAGGACUAGUAAGCUUCAAAGCUUACAUUCUAAGCCCCCAGUUAAUCCAAACAUCCCAAAUGCGUGAAAAGUUCAUUACAAAGAAUCUACGUACAGCAGAGCUGACAUUCUCAAAUUUGUUGAAGGAAGUUCCUUUGACGGUCCGUAACCUGUCUUUAGUAGGAGGUGCUCUUGAUGGACUCAUUCCUGACGACGUUUCUACUGAGAGUGAAAGAAUAUUGGCCCUCGGAAACUCUACCCAGGGAGAUUUGAAUACCAUAGAACAAUUGUUGGAGACAGUCGACCAUUUUAAUCACAACCAGGGAAAUUUCCACUACUAUCAAAGACUUUUGUCUCGUGAGCAGCAAAGAAUCAGUCAAUGGGUAUCAAAGAGAGAACAAGAGAACGCAGCUACGCUAAAACGCAACCCCAACGCUACCGAAUCUGAGCUACUGAGAACAGAUUCCUAUGAAUGGUGUAAACAUUUCAAGCUGCCAACGGAACCAUCCAGAUUGGAAAACUUGGUUUUAAGUGGACAAAUAGAUGCCUUCUGUGAAGGGCUUAUAAACUCUGCUGACAUCGAGAUAGCUAAGUCAAUCGGUGUCCAGAACCGUCUUUUUAACUAG
Molecule: messenger RNA, 1017 nt
Organism: Komagataella phaffii GS115
Lineage: Eukaryota; Fungi; Ascomycota; Pichiomycetes; Pichiales; Pichiaceae
Exons: 1
Coding region: 1-1017 (338 amino acids)
Cellular component (GO): eukaryotic translation initiation factor 3 complex; cytoplasm
Molecular function (GO): translation initiation factor activity
Source: RefSeq, a predicted model, not a curated record